This is a messenger RNA of Photinus pyralis (common eastern firefly), 1231 nucleotides long. Its product is annotated as nucleoside diphosphate-linked moiety X motif 19-like. The record is from RefSeq and is a predicted model, not a curated record. Gene Ontology annotation, molecular function: hydrolase activity, acting on acid anhydrides, in phosphorus-containing anhydrides. Lineage: Eukaryota; Metazoa; Arthropoda; Insecta; Coleoptera; Lampyridae. The transcript has 3 exons. Bases 161 to 1195 code for a protein of 344 amino acids. Gene Ontology annotation, cellular component: mitochondrion.
GCAACAUAUCUGCAAGUCAAAGGCAAACAAUGCCAAAGGUUAAUUAUUUUGCGAUUAAUAAUUUGCAUAGAGAAAUAAGUCUUUACAUAAAACGAAGUUCUCCAGAUGAUUCGCAUUUACAAGCUCCAUAGCAUAUAAUUAAAGAGACUACGUGAACACAAUGACCUCAAAUUUAACAAACUGGCGACAAUCAGCCACAGUGAUAAUUGCGGCGAAAACCUUUUUGACUUCCACGUCGAAAUGCAACUACAAAAUAUUGAUGGUAAAACGGAACAGAAAAUCGUCGGUCCUACCAAGCGCGACGGUUUUUCCAGGCGGUGCGAUUGACAAAUCGGACACUUCUCACGAUUGGCUAAAAUUGUACGAGAAAUUUGGUUUCAAAUCAGAAUGGCUGGAUUCGUUAAAUUCGAAGAUUGACACUUCCUUACUUUUCAAAACUGACGACGAGAAUGAAAUACCUAAAAGUAUAUCUUUGAGAAUUGCUGCCAUUCGAGAAACGUUUGAAGAGACUGGUAUAUUAAUGUGUAAAAACGUAAAGAAUAUUUCUGACGAAACGUCUUCGUGGGCUGACUACAUAACAUCAGAAGAGGUACAAAAGUGGCAAACCAAAAUUAACAAAAAUCCGAAUGAGUUUAUGAAGCUAUGCUUGCAUUUCGAAGUAUUUCCAGAUCUUUGGUCCCUGUAUGAUUGGAAUAAUUGGGCUACGCCUAGUCCGGUGCGGGCGAAGUUUAACACCAUAUUCUUUAUGGCAAUCUUUCAAAGCAAACCACCCGCAUUUGCCGAUAAUGGUGAAAUAUCAGAAGUGCAAUGGAACUCUCCCUCACAAUAUUUGGAUAUAUGGGAAGCAGAAAAGUACCUGGCGACUAUACCACAAUUUUACGAGAUUUCGCGAUUAAAUAUCAUUACAAAUAUUAAUGAUAUCCAAAAGUUUUGCAGGGAACGCAGUCAUAGCGUUUUGGAAAGGUAUAUGCCAUGCAUUGUAACUACCACCUCAGGCACUUUUUUCCUACUACCUGGUGAUGCACUGUACUCAAAGUACCUAGAUGUGUCUAAAGACAAUGUUGACUAUUUAGAAGAAAUGCCUAAUAGUGAUGUGCAGCACAGAGUUCAUAUGCUACCUACUGGGGAAAGAAGACUAAUAAUAAAAAACUUUUCACCUGUAUAUUAUGUUUCUCCAAUAAGUAGCAAAUUGUAAAUACAUAUUGAAUAAUAAUAAAAUAUAUAAUAAAUA